GGAGUCUGACGAAUCUGUUUACCUUAUGAGGGAUAUGCUUUAUUUGACUGUGACAUGUACAUUCCACGAAAAGAAAGUAAGAAAUGGCAAACAGUCACUUUGGUUUCCAUUAUAUUCCUUUUCUUAACUUAUUCUGUGGUAGGUUGUAGGUGCCUGGCAUCCAGACUUUAUCGCAUGAUAUCUCAACUUGAACUCCACUCUCUUUGGAAAUGAAUGGCGUUUAAACCAAGGUGGCAUGUUAGGCUAAAUGUUUUUGUUUUCGCGCUUGACGCCCCAGGGCAUUAGCCCUUGCAUUGGCCCGAUAGUGGAAUCACAGCUACUGGCUCCCCAUGUUCAGAUGAUAGUAUUUUUUUGUAUUAUACCACUUGUAACCGUGUAACAGUAUUUAUGCCUUUGCAAAGAUGCUGGAGGUUAAGGCAAAACUCUUGAACGUGCGUCUUUUUUUGUGCCCAUAUUAGGUCAAAAAGGCUCCCUGAAUGUGACAAACCUAAUCUCCAUCGGGAGGAGCCUUCCUUCUAUCGUGAUAACUGCGAGGAGCAGACAGAAGUCAUCUGCUACCCCAAACCAGAUGCCUUCAACCCCUGUGAGGACAUCAUGGGUCACACGUACCUACGUGUACUCAUCUGGAUCAUCUGUGUGCUGGCAAUCGUGGGCAACUCUGUGGUGCUGCUGGUCCUCCUGACCAGCCGCUACAAGCUGACUGUGCCUCGCUUCCUUAUGUGCCACUUGGCCUUCGCAGACCUGUGUAUGGGCGUCUACCUAAUGAUCAUUGCCUCCGUGGACAUCCACACUCGAGCGCACUACUACAACUAUGGUAUCGACUGGCAGGAGGGUGUGGGUUGCAAAGCAGCUGGCUUCUUCACAGUGUUUGCAAGCGAGCUGUCCAUCUAUACUUUGACAGUCAUCACGUUGGAGCGGUGGCACACCAUCACCUAUGCCAUGCAGUUAGAGCGCAAACUGCAACUGCGUCACGCAGCCGCUCUGAUGGCGGGUGGCUGGGCGUUCGCCUGGCUGGUAGCGCUGCUCCCGGCACUGGGUCUCUCCAGCAGCUACAAGGAAGUAAGCAUUUGCCUUCCCAUGGACGUGGAGAAAGCCACAUCACAGAUCUACGUGGUGCUGGUUUUGCUGCUUAAUGUGUCCGCCUUCCUUGGCAUGUGCGCCUGCUACCUGGGCAUCUACACCACUGUGCACAACCCCCAUGCCCUCGCCCCCCUCACAAGUGCCUCGGACACGCGGCUGGCCAAGCGCAUGGCUGUGCUCAUUUUCACUGACUUCCUGUGCAUGGCACCCAUCUCCUUCUUCGCCAUCUCCGCGGCCCUCAAGUGGCCACUGAUCACCGUGUCCCACUCCAAGGUGUUGCUCGUGCUCUUCUACCCCAUCAACUCCUGCGCAAACCCCUUCCUCUAUGCCUUUUUCACCAAAACGUUCAAACGGGAUUUCUUUGUGCUGGCCAGUCGCUUUGGCUGCUUUAAAAUGCAGGCGCAGAUCUACCGCACAGAAUCCUCAGUUCAGAAUGGUGUCUGGGUGAACUCGCCUAAGUCCAGUGAAGGCACUAUCUAUUCACUGGUCCACAUGACUUAUAAACACUGACCGUGAAUCCAUCUUGCUAUGCUCCACCCAGAUCACAUGACAAGUGUCAAGAAGGUUAACAGUUUUGGACUUUCAGAUGAAGGGGCUUUCAUCAAGCAAAGGCUGACUUGACUAGUCCAUUUCUCCAAACUUUGACUUUAUCAGCAACUAGACGUUAAUUCAACCUUUCUACAUACACAAUCAAUUUAAGUCAAUGUGUAAAAGUACAGUACAGUCUGGACUGGCCAUGAAAAGAACACUUCCCUCAGAGGGCCUGAGACACAACAUCUGUGCCCAAAGAACAUACAUUGUAUAUCCAAUCCCCAGUGUCCAAUACCCUGUUUUUCUAAUGCAAUUGAAUGUAUUAAUG
Clupea harengus (Atlantic herring) is the source of this 1939-nucleotide messenger RNA. RefSeq names its product follicle-stimulating hormone receptor-like (gene fshr). Gene Ontology annotation, molecular function: follicle-stimulating hormone receptor activity; G protein-coupled peptide receptor activity; protein binding. The record is from RefSeq and is a predicted model, not a curated record. Gene Ontology annotation, biological process: follicle-stimulating hormone signaling pathway; adenylate cyclase-activating G protein-coupled receptor signaling pathway; male gonad development. NCBI's taxonomy places the organism in Eukaryota, Metazoa, Chordata, Actinopteri, Clupeiformes, Clupeidae. Gene Ontology annotation, cellular component: plasma membrane. Bases 595 to 1590 code for a protein of 331 amino acids. The transcript has a single exon.